Messenger RNA from Acinonyx jubatus (cheetah), 2068 nucleotides. It is a transcript of the gene SIRT2, whose product is annotated as sirtuin 2. The record is from RefSeq and is a predicted model, not a curated record. Lineage: Eukaryota; Metazoa; Chordata; Mammalia; Carnivora; Felidae. Gene Ontology annotation, molecular function: NAD+ binding; histone deacetylase activity, NAD-dependent. The transcript has 17 exons. Bases 342 to 1478 code for a protein of 378 amino acids.
CCCUCCUGUUUCCGGUGCCGUCACGGGACAGAGCAGUCGGUGACAGCACCGAGGGCCCCCGCCCCGCGCCCAUGGCCGAGCCGGACCGUGAAGACUGGAGUGAGGAGGGCUGCAGGGGUGCCAGAACCCCGCAGGCUGCUGCUUGGAGCACCUCUCGUAGGUUAACCACUUCAUCUCAGGUGGCCCUGCGAGGCAGUGCCCUUCGAGCUCCAUUCCCGAGAUACAGAGCGUCAGGCUCAGAACAGCCGAGAACGCACAGGCCGCUGCGCGCUCCUCGGGAGUAGGAGGACCAGGACUCAGAUUCAGACACUGAAGGAGGAGCGGCUGGCGGAGAGGCCGAAAUGGACUUCCUGAGGCAUUUCUUCUCCCAGACGCUGGGCCUGGGCACCCAGAAGGAGCGGCUGCUGGACGAGCUGACCCUGGAAGGGGUGACCCGCUACAUGCAGAGCGAGCGCUGUCGCAGGGUCAUCUGUUUGGUGGGAGCUGGGAUCUCCACGUCCGCAGGCAUCCCUGACUUCCGCUCCCCAUCCACGGGCCUCUACGCCAACCUGGAGAAAUACCGUCUUCCCUACCCAGAGGCCAUCUUUGAGAUUGGCUACUUCAAGAAACAUCCAGAGCCCUUCUUUGCUCUUGCCAAGGAACUCUACCCUGGACAGUUCAAGCCGACCGUCUGUCACUACUUCAUCCGCCUGCUGAAGGAGAAAGGGCUGCUUCUGCGCUGCUACACGCAGAACAUAGACACCCUGGAGCGGGUGGCGGGGCUGGAGCCCGAGGACCUGGUGGAGGCCCACGGCACCUUCUACACGUCACACUGCACCAGCGCCCUCUGCCGACGGGAGUACACGCUAAGCUGGAUGAAAGUUGAGACGUUAAAAGCCAGGGCCGCGACCACCACGUUCAACAGCCCUGUGCUAGAGGCACAGGACCCGAUAGCCCAGAAGAUCUUCUCCGAGGUGACUCCCAAGUGUGAGAAAUGUCACAGCGUGGUGAAGCCUGACAUCGUGUUCUUCGGUGAGAACCUCCCGGCGAGGUUCUUCUCCUGCAUGCAGUCAGACUUCCUGAAGGUGGACCUUCUCCUCAUCAUGGGCACCUCGCUGCAGGUGCAGCCCUUUGCAUCCCUCAUCGGCAAGGCACCCCUGUCUACCCCGCGCCUGCUCAUCAACAAGGAGAAGACCGGGCAGACUGACCCUUUCCUGGGGAUGAUGAUGGGCCUGGGAGGAGGCAUGGACUUCGACUCCAAGAAGGCCUAUCGGGACGUGGCCUGGCUGGGUGACUGUGACCAGGGCUGCCUGGCCCUUGCUGACCUCCUUGGAUGGAAGGAGGAGCUGGAGGACCUCGUCCGGAAGGAGCAUGCCAGCAUAGAUGCCCAGCAGGCGGGGUCGGGGAGCCCUAACCCCAACCCUUCAACUUCGCCCAGGAAGUCCCCACCUCCUGCCAAGGAGGAGGCCAGAACCUCGGAGGGAGAGAAACCCCAGUGACAGCCACGUCCCCCGGGGAAGGAUGCCCAGCAAAUCUGGGACAGCAGAGCCCCAGCCAGCCCUGGCCCCCUCUAACUUGCAGCUCUCAUCUGGGGAGCUCAGAACCUCGUCCCAGUCUCUUAACCACUUCCUCUCAAAACUGGGUUCCCAGCCCCCUGACCCUGGCAGAUCUCUAACACCUCCCAGGGGCCGAGGCCUGGGCAGCCCGGCUGUAACAGCCCGCGGUCUCUAACCACCCGCAGGGCCGAGGGUCAACCUCCCCUCAUCUCUAACUGCUCCCCGGGCCAGGGCCGCCUCUAAACUCCUAACUAUUCCGCCCCGGGCCCCAGGGCUCCCAGGGCUCCCCAUGCCCUCCACUGCUCCUCGGGGCCUGUGGCCAAGUAGGGCCAGUCCAACCUACCCUGGGCGGGCCCCUCAAACAUCACUCCCACUCAGUGGGGGGAGCUGAGCCUGAAGGCCUCCCUGGUCUGUGCCUCCGACGCCCGAAGCGGGUGCCGGUCCCCUUCCCUUGGGACCCACUUCCCAUGCGGGGAGGGGCAGAUAAUGUUGCUUAUUGGAGACAAAUUAAAAACAGAAACAACUAACGAUCA